Messenger RNA from Tribolium castaneum (red flour beetle), 1930 nucleotides. RefSeq lists its product as uncharacterized. The record is from RefSeq and is a predicted model, not a curated record. Bases 1 to 1860 code for a protein of 619 amino acids. The transcript has 3 exons. NCBI's taxonomy places the organism in Eukaryota, Metazoa, Arthropoda, Insecta, Coleoptera, Tenebrionidae. Gene Ontology annotation, molecular function: zinc ion binding; nucleic acid binding.
AUGCCUGAAAAAUUAAAAAUCGAAGACGAUGAAGAAAAAGCUAUGGUAGAAGCAGCUGAAGCGUAUGAACAAGCUGAAGCCAAGAAGGAGGAAGCCCGAGAGUUACGCAACCACACGCUGUCAAUUUUCAUUUGGGUGUGGCUCAAAAGGCGCGAAAAGUUUUCUGGUGAGAUUUUCGCAAUGGGGCGUCACAGGUACCGAGGAAAUGUGGACUCGGACGACUCGGACUCAAGUGACGAUGAGCCACGGCCGAAAAGGUCCGCGCCUGGGUCACCCCCAGUUUCGGCCGAGUCCGCUAGAAUCGCGAGACUUGAGCAACUUGUGGAAAACUUGAAUCGACGUUUGCUAAACCGCAAUUUUGAGCACACAUCAGGACAAGUUGGCAUUAAAAGUGACCUGAUUCCUGAAUUCGCUCCAGGAAACCCCAAUUUUAGUACCACUAAGUGGUUGCAUAAAAUUGACCAGUUGGCUCUCGUGAACGGUUGGGACGAACGUACAACGAUUUACGGCAUGAUAAGUCGACUCAAGGGGUUGGCCAAGGAGUGGUACGACAAUCUCGAUCCCUCAGCAUACGACCGGAGCUGGGAUGAAUGGAAACGUUUGUUACAAGCCACCUUCCCCGAUCACCACGAUUAUGCUUCCACACUUCGUAAGCUAGUGAAUAGGGUGAAGGAAGAUGGGGAAACCUGGGCACAAUAUUAUUUUGGGAAAUUAAAUCUGUUGCAGGCUUGUGACAUAACAGGAACGAAUGCAGUCUCCUGUCUUAUUGAUGGAAUCACUGAUGUGACUCUCAGAAAUGGGGCUAGAGCAGGGCGUUACGUUACACCCGAAAGCUUGUACGCUGAGUAUUUGUCGACUCUGAGAUCCGAAGGUGACAAGCGGGAUACGCUCGCAAAGCAGGCGCCUCGGGAAAGGAGGAGGUUCCUUCCAAGUCGAGUCGAAACACAAAAACUGUAUUCGUCAGUUCGGUGUUACAAUUGUCGUAAUCGAGGACAUGUUGCGACAAAGUGCCCGAAACCAAGAAUUGAGUGCAAGAAAUGGGGUCGCAUUGGACAUGUGGAUGCUGAGUGCCGACGUGGUAACGUAGUAAAAGAAAACAUGUCUAAGCAGGCACUAACGACAAGUGUAGCUGACGCAAGUAAUAAUAAGAAUUAUUACAUAGACAUUAAGGUCAAUGGUAAGCCGACGCGAGCUUACAUUGACUCAGGAGCUGAACCGGUCCUUGUCAAGCAAAGUGUUGCUAGAGAAUUGGGACUGAUGUGGCAGCCAAGUUUACAUUUGAUUCGUGGUUAUGGCCAGGGAAUCACCAAAGUGCAUGGGGAAGUCGAAGUAGAGCUAGAAGUGGAUCUUGUCAAGGCAAACGUAAAAGCUUUGAUCGUCGAAGACAGUGCACAACGUGUGCUUGUCAUAGUGGGACAGACCUUCCUGAAUGCGGGUGCUAAUACGAUUAUAGCAAAUGAGGAAGCUGUGAGAGUAGUUGACGGAAACAACGAAUCGAUCCAAGCAUUUCUAGGCCAACUUCCGACACGAAAAGUUGCACUUUGGGCGGAAGACGAAACAGUGAUCCCUCCUCAAUCCAUUGGUUGCAUACGAAUCAAGGCAAAAGACGAUGGGUGGAAAGGAACUUAUUACGUUGAAGGGUGUCAACGUCCGAGACCAGGGUUCGAACACGUUGUUCAUCGGUGUGUCACAUGUGAUGGAGGCCUAGUGACCGUUCGCAAUCUAUCGCACCAAGAUCUGGUCUAUCGAAAGGCGCAAAUCGUUGCGAGAGCUGAGCCUUGCGAGCAGGAAAGGACAGCUACGACGAAACACCGGUGGUUCCCCGAGGACGUGGAACACGGAAGCGUGGCCGACUGUUAAGUGAAGGGGGCGCUGCUGGUGAAAUUGGCGGGAAAUGAUGACGCGUGAGGCGCGUAUGGGCAACGCCUAG